Molecule: messenger RNA, 375 nt
Organism: Helobdella robusta
Lineage: Eukaryota; Metazoa; Annelida; Clitellata; Rhynchobdellida; Glossiphoniidae
Exons: 3
Coding region: 1-375 (124 amino acids)
Source: RefSeq, a predicted model, not a curated record
AUGAUCCACGCAAAGAGUACAGACAAGAGAGUUCAUUAUUUAUGCAAAAAUACUCAAAAUAAAAUUAUUUCACUCUUGGGACAGGACAGGAAGUGCUGUCUAACAUCAUCGGCUGUAUUUGUCAUUUACUCCAAAACCAUUAUUGGAGACAAGGUGGGAAUGCAGAGUGGAAAGAAUAAAAGCGAGAUCAACUCAAUUAUUGAUCUGGGUUUAAUCAUCGAUUCCAAGCUACAGUUCAAGGAGCAGGUUUUCUGCAGAAUAGCCAAGCUUAUACUCAUCAGAGGCAAAACCGGAGAGGAGUUCUGGGUUAUUCCAGCAUUAUUUAUUUUUAGUUCAAUGCUUAAAAAGACAAGUUCCUCUCAUAGGUAUAACUAA